CGUCACGUGAUUGAUCGGAUUGGAUCAGAUUGGAUUGUUGCUCGUUGAUGGAAGCAAAUUAUUCUUUGGAAUCGCUAACAACUUCACAGUGGAGAAACUGCCGAGAAAGAACUGAGUGACUGGAACUGUGCUACGGCUUGUUGGAUUGUCAACAUGUUGGAGAAUUUAUUAAUGUUUGGGAAUCUACUCCAAUAAUUUGUGAUUCCCGUUGACCAAGAAUUUCUUUGUGAGGAUACUUUUGGAGUAGCAUAUGCAAAUUCAAAGUGUCAACAUCAUGAGGUAGUGAAGCCAGCUUUUAUCAAUAUGUAAUGGAUUGUAUGAUAAGAUGUUUAUACAAUUUAUAAAUAAAACUUAUAUCAGCCAUUGAUUUACAAAUUCUAUAAACUAUGUGAAAGUUUGUGAAACAAACAGCAUAUAUUUCAAAGCAAAAUUUCUCUACGAAUAUUAAUCAUGGGGUCCAUAGCCUUAGAAGAAUAUGAGCUCAUGAAAGACUCAAAAUACCGAGUCUAUGUGUCGGCCGUGGAUAAGGCAUUAAAGAAUUUUGAAUAUACCAGUGAAUGGGCAGAUUUAAUAUCAGCACUAGGAAAGCUCAAUAAAGUACUAUUGAGUCAUAUGAAAUUCCCAGUAAUACCAAGGCGAAUCAAAAUUUCAAAAAGAUUGGCUCAAUGUAUGCAUCCAGCUCUUCCAUCUGGUGUUCAUUUAAAGGCCCUGGAGACAUACGACAUUAUUUUUAAAUGCAUGGGAACCAACAGGCUAAGUCAUGAGCUCUUCAUUUACAGUGCUGGACUGUUCCCAUUACUCGGUCAUGCUGCUAUGAACGUGAGACCAUCCUUACUAACAGUUUAUGAAACUCACUUCGUACCACUGGGUGAAAGAUUGCGUCCAGGAUUGAGUGGAUUUUUAAGUGGAGUUUUGCCAGGACUUGAAGAGGGCUCAGACCAUUUUGAGAGAACGAAUUCGCUCUUGGAAAAAGUCUGUGAGGGCGUCGGCGCCGAGCACUUCUAUGCCUGCUUAUGGGAUUGUUUGGCGUCAAAUUCAGGAAUACGUUUGCCGGCGAUAUCCUUUGUCCUGGCACAUUUUAACAAAAAACUUCCCAUGGAAGAUCAGAUGUAUAUUAUGGGAACGAAUUUUGACAUCAUGGUUACAGCACUCUGCGCUGGGGUGCAGGACAGUUCAGUUUUAGUACAAAGAAGUGCGCUGGAUUUACUGCUGGUCGGUUUUCCCGUACACAAUAGUCAAUUGAGCCGUAAUGACAUGGUCUCGUUAUUAACUGCUGCCUUAGUUACCAUCUUAAGGAGAGACAUGAGUUUAAACAGGCGCUUAUUUGCGUGGCUUCUGGGUACCGAAGUGAAUACAUCGAUUCUGAAGAAAAAAACGAGUCCCGCAGCGGUCGAGGCCUCAGCUAAUUACUUCGAAAUGUACUCCAAGGAUAUGUUAAUACAAGCAAUCAAAUCGACCUUAAAAACUGUGUGCGAGGAAACCCCACACGAUUUGAAACCAUGUAGAAUAUUAGUGUCUUUGUUGGAUAAGCCUGAUAUUGGGCCAGUAAUUCUUGAUGACAUCCUCUAUGAGGUUUUCAGGACAUUUUACAAAGCCUGCGCUCACUCGGAGAACUUGAACAAGUCUAACGAGGUCGUAAAAUCUGCAAACCUUUUAUUCUCACCGUUGGAACCUUCUUAUGUUUGGAUACACUGUGGAUAUUUAUUCGAUAAGGCAUGUCACGCUCGUGUCAAUGUUCGUAAGGAGACAGAAGAUGUUGGCGUAAAGAACGUGGGUUCCGGGAUGCCGGAUCUUAUGGAAGUCUGUAUCCUUGCUGAGUUUUUAUUAGACACUGUGUCCCUGGACGCUUCUAUAAAUACACCAUCCGAGCACCUACCAGGACUCUUUCAUCAGAUAAUAAACAAGCUCUCUGAACACGUGGAUGAAUUAAGUCCUGCUGAAAUCUCAAAGUCUCUUGGACUCUGUGCGGAGAUCCUGUCGAAGGUGCAGCCUCCAGCAAUGGCUACGCACACUGACAUACCGGACUUGGAGGUUAAGGUAGAUCUGAAUGUGAGUAUAGCAUCUACGGCAUUACCGAAUGACAGUAAAUUGUCAGCAAUACCUUUAGAAAAAAGUCAGUCGGACAGUAAGUUGAAUAAAACAGACCUGGUGAAUGGUUCAGUUACUGACAGAAGUCCCAGCCCUAGAAGAAGAGCAAAUUCUAGUGGCGCUCCUAAGAAGAGUGAUAAGAAAUCUAAGAAAAAGAGUAGUAAGAGUACUUCCAAAUUGAGUGACAGUUACACGAUACAAGCUGAUGGUAGUAAUAUUUCGGUGAUUGUCAGUGAAGAUGCAAAGCCAUUACCUAGAAACAAAAGUAUGGAUAACAUAAAGACGUCAUUUUCUGACACGAAUGUCGUCACUCCCCCUUCUCCAGUGGAUCGAUUAACUCCUACAGACUUAUCUAAGAAAAGUAAUACGGGUUCAACGGGGUCCUUGAACAGAGGACCGUCUCCAGCGCUUCAGGCGCAACAUUCAAUGCUUGAAAAGUGUCUGCGCCAAUAUGAAGUAUUCUAUGUAAAACUAAUCAGUAACACAGUGCUCAGCAAGAAAGAACCUGUUACAGAGAUGUUUGAAAAUCUGAUGAUCUUUUGUCCCAGGGAGAGCCACGACGAAAGAACAAAGCAUCUCGAGAUACUUUUAAACUCAAGACUUAACGCAGAGAACUCAGGAUUUUUUCAUCAGGACGGCUCACAAGCUCUGUAUUCUAACUAUCCUGAGAUAUCUCGGUUUCACAAUGAGGACAUCGCGCGUUCCGACAGAAAGGAGGUUUUAAAAAUUGCCUCGAGUCUCCUAGUGGAACUAUCGACAUUCCCGACGUAUUUUCUACCAGGGGAUGGAAUGUUGGGACUCGAAGAGGAACCUAAGGGGAGGAUCUCUCUUCCCGAUUGGCUAAAGGUCUUGGUAGUAUGCGCUUGUUGGCUUGGGAAGCAGCCAUCCUUGCAGCUAACAAGUAUAGCGACCUUGCUAGACCUGAUAGCUCUGUCAAAAGCACAUAGCGACGUGAAGCCGCAUCCUACGAGUGGCGAAGGUGUAACUACAGUUGUUAUGGUACCAUUAUUAAAACAAUGGCACAUUAAUUAUUUAAGACAACAUACAAACGUCUUUCAAAUACUAGCACAGUCCUUGUGGCAUCAUCUUGGUGAACUUCCAGCCCACAAGUACAGAAUGCGUUGUGUUGAAUUAAUACACGAACUUCACCAUGCGCUAUACGAAUCCUGCGACGCUGUAGAAGAUGUUAUAGGCUGCGCACUAACUUGUGACAACCAGGAAAAGAGAAUCGAGUCGUUCAAUAGAUUCUCCACGUUGUGGCAUCUCGGCAGGGAAGUUGAGACCAAUCCUCGUCUACGAGGAUGCCUUAGAACGUUUGAUAAAUCUUUGUUGAAAAUGCUGGAUAAUCUCCAGCUUGCUGACAACUCUCCACUGAAACUCCACGCACAAUCCUGGCUCUUACAUUCACUUGUACGUGGUGACAUCUCACGCGUAGUGGAUCCAGUUCUCACGAUGCUCCUGGACCCGUCAACGUGUCGUAUGAGCGUACUUCACGUUAGUAUUCAGCACAGCAAUACGGUACUCACGAAAAAUGAUACCAUGGAGGAGAAAUCGGAGGUGCAAGAUGAUUCUGAAGGCGCUGCCAAGAUUUACGCUAUCAGUUCCGUCGACGGCAACGUUAUAUAUCAUGUAAGCGACUCGAUGGAUGAUAUUAAAUUGAAGAAAGGAAAGAAGAAGAAGCCAAUAAAUCCUGUGAAGGUUAAAAGGAUAUUUGCUGUGACAACUUUAGCUACCGGUGACAAUGGCAGUCACUAUAUUACUGAAAAAAAUCAAUUCAUGAAGGAACUCGAGGUUCCGCCCAGUAUUUCCGGAAAUCGCAAUAUUUCGGUUUUUGUUAAUCCCUUGUCCAUAAACUGUAGCACUAAUUCAAAUGAUUCACUUACCGAGGAUGAUAUUUCCUUGGGCGUAAAGAAGACGAAUCUGACUACGGAAUUAUUAAAAAACGCAACGAGAUUCAAGAAAACAGAUUUCGAUAACGGUUCUACUGCCAGUUUGGAUGAGAGUUUAUUCGACUCUGCGAACUCCAGCCUUAAAACCAAGGAGAAGAAUGCGUUUAAGAAACUUAAUGGAGAAGUAGGAUCAUCUCUGGAUUCCAUCAGUAACAGUCUGGACUCCAGUAGCCCUGAAAUCACGAAUAAACAUGCUUCGAAGCAGAAGAAAGAAGUGAUUCUGUCUGGUGGUGCAAAGGAAGUUGCUGGUACUAUAAUGACAGGAAGAUAUCACAGUACAAAUGAAUUUUCUACAAGUUAUAAUAUGCAUGAUGUGACAGAAAGUUUCGAAGCCACUGCUGAAGUUCCAAGCUGGAUCAUGGGAGACGAAGAAGCUGACUUGGAUAUCAGUACACCGGCUGAUGAAUAUUUUAGUAAUUCCAGUGGAGUGAGCAUUGUAGAGGAAGUUAUUAAUGAAGUAAUGGAUCGUGUAAUGCAACUUUGUGAAGCUGUCGAGCCUACUGAACCAACUGAUGAGUCUAUUCAACUAGAUACUAAUGUAAAACGUAUUUCUGGAGUGGGUGUCCAUAAUCUUCAUUCUCACAUGCUUCUGUAUUGUGGAGUGUAUGAUUCUACGCGGACUCUUUAUGCCUUACGCACCUUACGCAAUGAAUUGCUGACAAAUACCAGAAUGUUUCUAUUCUCUGCUGCUACCACUGGUGUGGCCAACGCUACGAAAAGCACUGCCCUCUUGAAUCUCUUAGCCAGACAUAGGAAGAGUGUGUUUGGAAGAAAUUUUCACGGAGAUAUUGCCAGUACCGAGUUUGUAGCUGCUUAUAGGAGUAGUAUGUAUUUGGAAGUUCUGAUCAGUGUGUGCCUAUACUUUGCUCGAAGUUUUUAUCCAAAUUUGGGCCAGAUGAGACUUACCCAGGAGGAGAUUGCUGGAAAUAGACAGGUUCAGUUAGCCAGUGUUGAGCUCCUGACAUUAAUAUUUUCUGAACUGAUUGCAAUAGUUCGCGAUUCUGGAAAAGGGUUCAGUUGUUAUAUAGUGGAUCUACUGACAAAGUGUAAGGUUCAAAAGGUCGCGCUUCACUGUCUUGUCUCGAGCGUACUGAAUAUGAAGAAUGCUCAGAAGGAGAACGAGGAUGUUUUUACAUUUACGGAGGAAAUUGUGUUAUUCAAUGAUCCUGCGAGCGAGACUGAUGUCAAUAAAUGUAAAUACAGAGCAAGCGACCAUACAGAAGCAUUUCAAAUACAGUUAUUAAGGCUUUUAUUAGCUUUGAUAAUGUUGGAACAUCAGUGUGGUGCUCAGAAGGGAGAUGAAGUGGGGCCACCGACCCCAUCAAGUCCGACAACUCCUACAAAAGGAGCUCCAAAUUUAAUCGGAAAUUCCCUCAAGUAUAUACCUGGUGCAUCUAUUCCACAGCAACCUAUGUUUCUAGCCAGUAUUCUUAGCGCUUUGCAACUGGAUCAUAUGAGGCAUCUGCAUCAACACUGGACAACAUUGGUUACAUCAAGUUUACCUUUCAUGGGAUCGUCCUUAACCCAAAUCGUUACUUCUGUCAUUCAUCAGCUUUGCUGCAAUAUUGAACACUUGUCCUCGUAUUACGUCAGCGAGGAGGCCGCAAUGACAUCCAAAUUGAGGGAUAUAAGUACCGUGGAUUGCUGUUUACCGGCCGAUUACACUGUUACACAUUUAGAAGCUUUGACAUUCCUAUUGCACUAUUGCCUAUUGGACACAUCUCAACAAAUCGGAUUUUCUUUUAAUCAACCCUUCGGUGGAGCAGUUCAGACUGGUAUACCUGGUGCCAAUCCUGGACAAAUAUUCAACAAUCUCAUCCACGUGUUCAUGCCCAGCCCACUCUCACCAGAUCUGGCUGGGGGUAAAGAUAAAGCUAGUAUGACCGAGCAACACUUACAUGCCAGAAGAACAGCCCUUAGUCAUUUACCAAGAAUAAUAGCAUCGCUGUCAGCACUGUGGCAGGCAGUACUAGCUACCAAAGACAAUGAACAAGCUACCUGUGUGGUCGGCAGUCCUAGAGUAGUGAAACAUCAACUUCUAGAACUGUUAUCGCCAAUAUCCUUUCAUCAUGGCGUCAAUUUCCUGGCAGCAGUUGCUGUAGCGUGGCACGAGAGGCGACAGCCUUCAGCAAACUCAAAGAAAGUGCUACCUGAAGCAUGUCCGAAUCAGCAAGUUAUGGUACACUUGGUUAGCGCUAUUCGUGUUAUGCCCAUUGAUACCUUGGUGCAGACUGUGCACCAAGUGGUUAAAUCACCGCCGCCUAUUCAUGGUGUAAAACAGGAUUUCUCAUUGGAAGUUUCAGUGCUUGAAUUACUUUACGUUUAUAUGCAAAGCAACACAUCUCAAUCCUUAGUUGAAUCUUGGACAUCAUUGUUAGGGUUAUUGAAGGACGGUCUGUCGUUAACUGCACCUGCCCAAUUUUUACUUUUGGCUAUUCUCAAUGAGUAUGUACAGAAAUGUCCACCGAUGCAGGAGAAAAAGGACAUUAGGGAUUUGCAAGAUAUAUCAGCUAAGUUGGUUGAGUCUUGCUCACAAAUAGCAGGCGCCUGUUUGGAACAAACUACUUGGUUGAGAAGAAAUCUGGCUGUGCGAGAAGACGUUUUCGAAGUAACGGACGGUUCAUCGGAAGGUAAAGAAGGAAAAAAUGGUGCUGUAACACCAGGAAGUCCACCGAAUGCUGCUUACAGUGUCCAGGCACAAGGUGUACUGGCAGAGAUACUAGCACCUCUCUUGGAUGUUAGUUACGGAUCCCAAGAAAAAGAAAGGGUCGUUACUCUCUUGACAAAUCUCAUGUACAAUGUUACACCCUAUCUUAAAAAUCACACGACAAAAAAUAUUUCCUCAUUCACUGCCUGCUCGCAGCUUCUAAGUUCACUCUCGAGUUAUCAGUAUACAAGAAAAGCUUGGCGCAAAGAUGUUUUAGAUUUGCUUCUGGAUUCUGCGUUUUUUCAAAUGACACCUGCUUGUCUGCCAUACUGGCGAACCAUUAUUGACAAUUUAAUGACACACGACAACAUCACCUUUAGAGAUCUAAUGAAUCGAGUGUCCAUGGCCCAAAGUAGCAGCAUCAGCAUUUUCUCCUCAAAGGAAUUAGAGUACGAACAACGCGCCCAACUUCUCAAAAGACUGGCAUUUGCUAUUCUUUGUAGUGAAAUGGAUCAAUAUCACAAAUACAUGCCAGAGAUACAAGAACGUCUAGCUGACAGUUUACGACUGCCACAAGUAAUUCCAUCGAUUCAGGCACAAGUAUUUCUAUGCUUUCGUGUGCUGCUACUAAGAAUAUCUCCACAACACGCCACUUCCUUGUGGCCUGUAAUUGUGAGCGAAUUGGUUCAAGUCUUUUUACACAUUGAACAAGAAUUGAACACCGAUAGUGAAGAGUUUAGUCGUCAGAGCAGUUCACACAUUAAACUACUAUCGGCUUUGGACUCAUCUUGGGCUGUGAAUGCGAACAAUGGACUCCAAGCACAUGGACAUCCACACUGGCUACAACUACAACUUGCUGCUGCGAAGUUACUGGAUUUGGCAUUAUUAUUGCCUGCCCACAGAUUGCCACAAUUCCAGAUGUAUCGGUGGGCCUUUGUAGGAGAUGCCGCAGCAAGCAGUGCUGAGAAUAAUAAUCUGUCUUCAGAUUUUGUUCCACACAUAACUCGCAUAGCUAAACUAAUGGAUACCAAGUACAAAGAGGAAGUGACGCCAUUGUCAUCGCCACCUGGAGAACUCCUUCUAACGUCCAACAAUAUCCGGUGUAUCCAGGAUCUGCAUCCGUUCUUCACGGCUCUCAGUCGCGCAUCUAGCGGAACCCGUGCUACCUUAAACGUUGCGCAAUUGGAAACUGUUCUCGAGCAGGACUUCCUUGAGAAAAUGCCAGUAGUUCCUGCAAGAUAGUAGGAGCGACACACUAUUUUUACGGGACUGGCUUUUGUUUAAUGGCUUUGUUAUAAUUAUAUUAAGUCUUAUAUGCGUCAAUAUUGAAAUUGAUAGAAAGAAAGAAAAGAAUUAUCUCAUCCAUUUAUUCGUAUUUUAUCACGGUUUAUUAAGUGACGAAUGAGAUGAAAUAUCGAUCGUGACAAUUAAUUAAUGCAAUAUAUGAAAGAUACAACGUAUAAAUAUAUUGGUUGCGUACGAACAGCUAUUAUAAAAAUAAUCUUGUCAAUUGACUAUUUAAAAUAGUAAAAAAUUAGUGAAAGCGGAAUAUUCUAUACUUUAGCCUUUAUAUAGUUAAUGCGAAUAUAAUAUAGUUUAUAUUAUGUUGCUGUUAUCAUUUUAUCAUUAUUGAUCUUCUAACUUGCCUCCUAAUUCGAUUGUGUGAGUAGUUACGAAUGUGUACGAUCUGGUGGAUCCUCGACUGGUUACAUUUGAAACGACCUGUAAAAUUUAAACGUAGUUUACAUAGACCGAUAAUUCUUCUCCACCAUUUUAUUGCUAUUCGUUAUGAGCUAAAAGAUCGUUUAGUUUUCUCAUAUCGCAAUGACUUCUCAAUGACAACUAAGUAUCUUCUGAAUUUUGAAAAACUCUUUAUCUCUAAUGUAAAUUGUUCCUCCGUAUGAUAAUUGAAGCUUAAACUGUAAGACAGUCAGAAAUCGAUAUCGCCUUGGGUUUACAAAGUUCAAAAUACUUUCUCUCAGAAAUUUUCUAGCGUCACCCAAAAGUGUUAUCGUUACAGUUUUUAUAUAAAUCCUUAAAGCCCUGGAGUUAUCAUGCUAUUGUAUAAAGUAAUGAAGUUUAAUGCUUGACCCAAGUGCGUAAACUAUAUUAUAAGAUUCAUUCUUGAACACUAUUUUUCUACAUGUAAUAAUCAAUCGAAUUAAUGAACAUAAAUAAUGAAUCAUUGUACAGAAAUUUAAUGGAUCAUAUAAUAUUUAAUGGUAUCUGAUCCUGUAAACUGUAGACUGAUUCUGUUUCGCUGUAAUCGAAUGCAUUUCUUUUAAUUGUAUCCUUUUUUUUAAAUUAUAUUAAUUAACGUUUCUCCAUAAUAUUUUAACUAUGGCAAAGUUGUAACGAAUGGAUGAGUAUUACAGUCACAAGAGUUUCUAUGAAGCUCAUGUUAGAAUUGAAAAGGGUAACUUUGACCGUCGUGGAGCGUACAUUUGAGAUAAUUGAAUGGAUGAACUGUGGGUAGUCCUUUUUUUUAGGGGACAGCGUUACUUUUUAUUUUUAUUUUUUUUUUUAAUUAACGAUUUUUCCAAUCCAUAAUUUAUACAGUAUGAAAGAAGUAGCAAUUGUGAUGCGCUAACGCUGUUGCGAUUUUCCUGUAAAUUUAUUACAAGGUGUUAACUCUUCCCUGAACUUAUCGUUGCGUAAUUCUGUAUUAUUAUCAUUCUUGGAUUCUAUAUGGAGUAUAGUUUGAAUCAAUGUCUAUUUACAUGUCAGAUCCUGAUGAUGUGUUUGAUAGAUUAUUGUGGGAUUAUACAAUGUGUAUAUAAGAAUGAUCAUGGUGCAUUGUAAUGGGAGGUAAUAAGUCUUCCUACGUGAAGUACAGAUUACGAAUGUAUAAUAUGGAUAAGUAUUGUAUAAUGUAAUGGAUGUAUUUGUUCUAAGCUUACAAGAGAGUCCGUAGUAACGUUCAUGCAUAUGUCUGUCUUCGAAGGCAACCGAAUGAAUGUUAUAAGAAUUAAUAUAUUAGACUUCAAUACGAAUGUAUACUAUUUAUUUAAUAUUAAAGUCUUAUUUAGUAAUAGA
Molecule: messenger RNA, 9720 nt
Organism: Cephus cinctus (wheat stem sawfly)
Lineage: Eukaryota; Metazoa; Arthropoda; Insecta; Hymenoptera; Cephidae
Product: protein dopey-1 homolog
Exons: 25
Coding region: 451-7926 (2491 amino acids)
Biological process (GO): Golgi to endosome transport
Cellular component (GO): endosome; trans-Golgi network
Source: RefSeq, a predicted model, not a curated record